AUGUCGGGUGCGCCGAUCAUUACAUUCAAGGCGGGUAUCUGUGACCUCGAGACCACGCCCUCCGGCAUCACUGCUAGACCUCAACAGACACCCGGCUACCUCUACCUAUACUCCGAAGACGAUGAGUUGAUUCACUUCUGCUGGCGACCCCGGAACGCCCCUCUCUCAGAACCGGAGCUGGAUCUGGUCAUGGUUCCCUCCGAUGGAACAUUUACCCCAUACCGCAAAGGAAAGCCUGAAGAUGGGCGCAUCUACGUCCUCAAAUUCUCCUCUAGCUCCCAACGGUACCUCUUCUGGCUUCAAUCCAAAUCCCAACACGAGUCAGGCGACCCUGGAUACUGGAGCGAGAGGGACCUGAAACUGGGAUGGAUCGUCAACCAGCUGCUGCAGGGUGAAGAGGUAGAUGUAGAGAGCGAAGUUGCGAACUUUUCCCGCGGCCGAGGCCCUUCCAAUGGCGAUGAUGACGAGACAAUGGAGGAUGUUGAAGGCGUGGACCAUGACCCCAACCAUAACCACGGAGGAAACAGCGGUGGAGCAGGGCCGGAUGCCACAGGCGGAGAUGUGAGAGAAGAGGGACAGGAGUCCAGGGAGGGUGGAGCCGAUGGUGGAAGAGCGGCUCCCGCUGAGUCUUCAGCUAUGGUACAGGACUUUCUGAGAUCCUUGGGUGGUGGCCAGUCCCAGCAGGCCGAGCAGCCGUUCACUACACUACAAGACCUUCUCCCUCCGUCAACUACCCUACCUUAUCUCGACUCUCUGGAUGCCGAAGGUGCCGACAAUCUUUUGAGAUUCCUACCUCAAGAGCUUCUCAUUCUCGCACUUCAAAUGGAAGACCCAUCGGCCGCUCGCCCUCAAACCCCACAAGAUGUCUUGACCGUUCUCAAUAUCCAGCAGAAGAAGAACAUUCUUAGGAGGGUUCUACGCUCUCCUCAAUUCACCCAAAGUCUCGCAAGCUUGACCGUGGCCAUUCGAGACGGCGGUCUACCUAGCAUCAGCGAAGCUCUGAAGAUUCCAGUCGAAAAUGGUGGAUUCCUGCGCCGAGGCGGUGUUCCGCUUGGAGGUGGCGAUGCAGUAAAGGCGUUUCUUGAAGGCGUUCGGAAUCAUGUCAAGGACUCGACUCAGGGGAACCGUAUGGAGACCGACUAA
Molecule: messenger RNA, 1143 nt
Organism: Aspergillus calidoustus
Lineage: Eukaryota; Fungi; Ascomycota; Eurotiomycetes; Eurotiales; Aspergillaceae
Source: the annotation of a GenBank genome assembly